AUGUCGUUUCCUCAGACCACGCCUUUACGGCCGGUGCCAGGCGCCUUCCUGAACACGCCGGCGGUGGCUUCGCGAUUUCAGUCUGGCUCUGAUCCGGUGCGACGACAGCUUUUCCCGGCUUCUUCCAAUAACCAACCCGGCGGCCAGGUUGGUGGAAAUUUAGCCUCUGGUGGCUUGGGCACAACGGCGACACAGGGAGGUGGUUUGGCUUCAUCCAGAUCCUCAACGGCCUUAACGGCGGUGAAUACUGGUGACGCUGGCUUGGUUGCUGCCAAUCCGUUGCCGACGCCGCGGCUUGAGAAUGUGCCUCCAGUUCUCAAGGCCGCAAAGGCCAUCAAUGCUUUUUUGCAAAUGGAUGAGAGUUUCCCGGACCUGGAUUCUUAUUGCAGGCAGGGCGCUUCUUCCGAUUAUGAGCUUUCGAGGUCUGAUUCAUCUUGGGCCCCUUUCCACAAGACGCACAUGUAUCCGAUUCCGAACCAAGUAUUCGAUCACUACAAUGCGGGAGAGCUUCAAACCUUGAUGGGAUUGUUUGCUGAGAUUAACCACGCCUGGGUUGUUAUCGACAACUCCUUGUACCUAUGGGACUACACUCACGCCGACCCCGAGCUGAUCGGAUUCGAAGAACAACCACAUACCAUCCACGCAGUCGCGUUGGUCCCCCCGAAACCUGGCAUUUUCGUCAAGACGAUCACGCACAUUCUUGUCGUCGCUACGUCAUCGGAGAUGAUUUUGCUGGGUCUUUCAGCUACGGAUACGCCUGCUGGUACCAAGUCUGUCGCAUUGUAUCAAACCAAGAUGAACUUACCUCUGCGUGGUAAUGACGUCCGCGUGAUUUCCGGGUCGGCUGAUGGCCGCAUCUUCUUUGGCGGCAGCAGCGACAUCGAUAUCAACGAGUUAUACUAUCAGUCUGAAGAGAAGUGGUUUUCAAACCGAUGCGGCAGAAUCAAUCACACCAACCCGGGAUGGGCAUCAGUAGUCUCAUUGCAGUCUACUUUCUGGUCUCACAAGGAGCCUGAACACUUGGUUGAUAUUGUUAUCGAUGACUCAAGAAAGCUUGUUUAUACACUAUCAAGCAAGUCGACUAUCCGAACAUAUCACAUGGAUGCUCCUGACCGCUUGAACAAGGUCAUUGAGAAGGAAAAGAUUCACUGUCUGCGUGACAUUGCUCACAUGAUUACACAGUCCAAACUGCUCACCGACAAAUUGAGAAUAGUAUCCAUCAGUCCGAUUACGAAGCAAGAAGCAUCCAAACUUCACCUUAUGGCUCUUACCGACUCCGGCUGCCGACUGUUCUUCAGUGCUACGAAUGCGUCAUCAUAUCUCUACGGAUCACAGUCCAACCUGGCACCCCAAAGCAUGCAGGUACAAUUCAUCAAAUUCCCGCCGAGCCAGGCCUCGAGACGGUCGGGACUGUUUUCUCAGACUGGUCAGCCCGGAGAGUCGGCGGUCGAUCUGGAAUCUACCAUACUCACGGCAAGCCGACAAGGUAUCCGCUUUGCUCCCGGUUUCUUCUUGGACUUUGUGAGCAGCGGAAACAAUGCUAGCAUAGAUACUCUUUUCGUUUCUGGACCGGAGACAGGACGAAUUAAGCGCGUAUCACCUACGGCACCUUUACGAUACUUUGAGCAAGGGAGCUGGAUUAACAUUGGUAGCAGAGCGGAAGCCGUUGGACUUAUCACCAAGCCGUUUGCUGCCGCCGCGCAGCCCCUCGGAUUUGGCAACGAACUAGCGGUGCAAUUCGACGAGCCCCCAAGCGAGUUUGCUGUUCUUACGAAUACCGGAAUUCACGUCAUUCGCCGACGCCGAUUUGUGGACACCUUUGCUGCUGCUAUCCGCGACGCUCCUGGCGAUGAAGUUUUGGAUAGCAUUACCCGCCGGUUGAUUCAAUUAUAUGGCCGGGUUGAGACCAUCUCGACAGCCCUUGCCAUUGCCUGUGGCCAUGGCGGAGAUGGAAGGCCAGGUGCUGCACGUGCCAUCGAUCAGGCGACAGAGGAUAGAGCUCGCGCUCUGUUUGUUGACUUUGGUGGCCAACCUACUAUGGCCGAGACCGAUGGUACAGCACUAACCACCGAAUCUGUCAAGCUCUCCUCUCGACAUGACGCCCUCGCUCUGUAUCUAUCUCGUCUCAUUCGCAAGCUAUGGAAGUCCCCCGUCAUCAGAACCGGGGUUUCACCUACCGGUGGCAUCACAGUCGAUUCUGCGGUUCCUUUGUCUAAGCUUAACAUCACUCAAGAAAAUUUGGAGAGGCUGAGGAGGUUCAUCGAGACCAACCGUGGUCUGAUACAGGGAAUGUCUGGCCCGUCUGAUCUCCAAAGAGUGUCUACAAGGCAAGAAGAGGUUGCGCUGCAGGCUGAACACCAAGCAUUGCAUGCUCUUCAGAAGAUUAUGGAAAGCAUUUCAGAGGGCAUCUCCUUUGUGCUGAUGCUCUUUGAUGAGCGCGUUGCUGAUAUUUUCACCAGACUAGAUGAAGUCUCGCGACAACAACUGAAGGAGCUUAGCUACGAGAAAUUGUUCUCACAGGCCGAUGGGAAGGAUCUCGCCAAGCUCCUGGUCAAGGCAAUUGUGAACAGAAAUAUCGAGAGCGGCUCUAACGUUGAGACUGUGGCUGACGCGCUACGAAGACGGUGCGGCAGCUUCUGCAGCCCUGACGACGUCGUCAUCUUCAAGGCCCAGGAGCAGCUCAAGCGAGCCUCAGAGCAGCCUCUGAAUACGAACCAAUUUAGAAAUCUUUUACACGAAAGUUUAAAGCUUUUCGAAAAGGUUGCUGGAAGUCUGACCUUUGCCAACUUGCAAGCUGCGGUUACACAGUAUGUUGAGAUGAAAUAUUACGCUGGGGGUAUUCAACUAUGUCUUGUUGUUGCUCGCGAGAAGGAUCGUGGCAAUACGGCCCUUGUUUGGGUCAAUGACGGCAAGCCAUCCGGCGACCCUCGAGCAAACGCGUUCAAUGACCGAAAGCGAUGCUACGAUAUGAUUCACGACGUGCUUCGCCAUUUGGAUGCUGCGUCGAGCACUGAGCCAGAAAUGGUUGACGGCAAGCUCACUUUGAUUGCCACCAAGAGACUGGAGGCCUAUGAUGUGGUGAACGGGUCAGAUGAUGAAGUCUUCCACUUUGAUCUAUACGAGUGGUACAUUCAACAAGGGUGGACUGACCGUAUCUUGGCCAUUGACUCUCCUCACGUCAUCACCUUUUUGGAGCGCCUGGCGGGUACCAAUGUCGAGCAUGCCGAUCUCCUCUGCCGCUUCUACACGAACCGCAGUCGUUUCUUCGAUGCCGCAGAAGUUCAAGCACAGCUGGCCAACUCUGAUUUCCCAAUUGGCAUCAAGGACCGCAUCAAAUUGCUGUCUCUUGCCAAGGCUAAUGCCAACGUUGCGACGGUUGGCGUCAGCCGGCAGCAGCAGCAGCAGGUCAACCACGAAGUUACCGACCUCCUAGACGUAGCAAACAUUCAAGAUGACCUACUGCAGCGGCUCAAGGCGGAUGAUAGAAUUGACCCCGAGCGAAAGGCCGAGAUUGAACUCGCCCUAGACGGUAAGAUUCAGGGGCUCUCAGAGUUGUUCAAUGACUAUGCGGAUCAAGCAGGCUAUUACGAUUUAUGCUUGUUAAUCUAUCACACAGCCAACUAUCGUAAUCCCACCACCAUUGCUGGAACGUGGAGCAAUCUGAUCCAGCAGACACACGACGAAGUCAUGGCGAGGCAAGAGAACCCCGAGCCAGGCAUGCCGACGCCCCCCUUACCGUACGAAGCAGUCACCAGCAAGAUCCAGAAUAUUGCCCACCACACCUCCCUCGACAGCUUUGUGUUCCCCAUCCAAACCCUUAUUCCCGAGCUGUGUCGUUAUGCAGUGGCCUACCAGCAGGACGCCACCAUUGGGGCCGACCCUACUUGGCCCGUGCAAUUAUUCCUCACCCUCGGCGUAUCGCACGAUAUGAUUGUGCGAGUCCUCGAGAACAUAUUCGACACCCAGGACUACGGAUUCAGCGGCAUGGCUCGCAACCGCAUUAUCGAAAUCAUAGCGUACGUGGUCAACGAUUGGGUGGCGGACGUCCGUCGACGAGGCGGUGCCGGUAAGGGUGGUUCUAUUGGACCCUCCGUGGCCGACCUUGUCAGCCGAUGCGAAUCUGCUCUCCCUCCGCCAGGACAGGGCAACAACAACGGAGGCAUGGACUUGGCAGACAUUAGAAGGGUACUGAGGGCGUUGAGGAGAGAAAUUUCAGGAUUGAUUGAGAGAGUCCCCACGGGGAGCUUGAGGUUUAUGUGA
Molecule: messenger RNA, 4260 nt
Organism: Metarhizium brunneum ARSEF 3297
Lineage: Eukaryota; Fungi; Ascomycota; Sordariomycetes; Hypocreales; Clavicipitaceae
Gene: NUP170
Product: Nucleoporin NUP170
Biological process (GO): protein localization to nuclear inner membrane; transcription-dependent tethering of RNA polymerase II gene DNA at nuclear periphery; protein import into nucleus
Cellular component (GO): nuclear pore inner ring; nuclear pore
Molecular function (GO): structural constituent of nuclear pore
Source: RefSeq, a predicted model, not a curated record